UAUAAAUACCACGUACAAACGAAUCCAGCAAAAUAACAGGAGGUGUGUUGAAUUGAACCAGAGGAAUCGCAUGCGGCAGAAUUGACGGACUUUCGGGCAUCCUCCGAGUUCCUAAUUCUGCGGCGAAGUAGGUUUUGAGAAAGGCAGGGGAGAUGGCAGCUAGCAGUGCUUCGCCGUUGAUUGUCCGUCUGGUGUCAGCCUCCGUGGCGAUAGCCAACAGAGCCGGCAGCAUCAUCAGAAAAAUCAUGAAGGAUGGUUCGCUGAAUAUCGUGCAGAAGGGUGGUGAAGGUAUCUUCGACCCACAGACAGAAGCAGAUAGGAGAGCGCAACACUGCAUUGUGGCAUCACUGAUGACAAGAUUCCCAGGAAUUACAGUCAUUGGAGAAGAGGAAUUGGAGAAGGAAAAGAUGGAAGAUAGACAGGUUGAGAUGGGAGAUUCCCAGGAGGUUCUGGCUGUAGAGUGUCCCCCACAGUACCAAGAUGUUGACCUCAAAGAUGUUGUCGUAUGGGUUGAUCCUGUAGACGGCACCACAGAAUACACUCAGGGCUUCUUGGAUCACGUCACCGUUCUCAUAGGCGUGGCCGUCAAAGGCAUCGCGGUAGCUGGAGUCAUACACCAGCCGUACUUCAACUACAAGACCUCGCCCGUGGAGGAGCAAGGACGCACCAUGUGGGGCAUUCUGGGCCUUGGAGGCUUUGGCUUCGAGCACAAAGAGUCCACCAAGCGGGUCAUCACCACGACGCGGUCGCAUUUAACGGAGGACGUGCAGAAGACGAUUGAUGCCAUGAAACCAGAUGAAAUCCUGCGGGUCGGGGGUGCAGGCCACAAGGUGAUUCAACUUCUGGAUGGUACAGCGAGUGCCUAUAUUUUUGCCAGUCGUGGUUGCAAGAAGUGGGAUACGUGUGCUCCUGAGGCAAUCUUGCAUGCAGUAGGAGGUCGACUGACGGACUGUCACAACAAGAGCUACAUUUACCACAAAGACGUGGAACACCAAAAUACGGGUGGGGUGAUUGCCGCCUACAGCAAUCACCAGUUCUAUGUGGAAAGGGUACCCAUGUCCAUACGAGAGAAACUCCCCACGCAAACGGGGAGUGCCGAGUGAGACCAAGGAUGCAGGGAGGUCAACGUCCUCCACAGAAAUGAGAUAACGGUUGUAGCUCAGUCCACAAUCACGUGCACAGAUCACGGAAGGCACAAGUAAAUUGUUUGAGAAAAAUAGUGGGGUUUGCAAGACCAGGGAGGAAAAGAUAUUACGUAUUGGUGAUGGAAUUGUAUGAAAGAUUUGAUUAUUAAUCGGUUAUCACCAGAAAUGAACAGUUGAACACCACAGUGAAUUCCAACAUCACCGAGCGGAGGUUUGGUGCAAAAAUCCUCCUCUAUUUUUGUGAGUUUUAUACCAGGAAAAAAAAAAGUGGACCAUUAGUAAAAAUCAACGUGCUGCUUGUGUACGGACUGAAAAGUCCGAUACUGUAACUCGAUCAUGAAGUAGUUUGAAAAAAAAUAAAUUACAUUCCAGCUGAGAUGUAAACAAACGAUUCCUUUUUUUCAGAGGUCUGCAUUUUGGUUAAUGGCUCUGACGCGGGGUAACUCACUUUAACAAAAAGAUGAUAUCCAGAAGGAAAAUGAUCGAAAGAAAAAUUUGCCUGGAAAUUUCAGCAGAGAUGCGAGAGAGGAUACAAUGUCGUACCAGAAUAAAAAAAGCUGUUUAUGGCGAUUGUAUUUUGUGGUGUUCAACUGCCAUUCUCUAAGUGAUUUAGGGAAACACUUCACUAGUUUUUACUCUAUGCAGCAGAAAUAUAUAUACUGGUAUAUGUACUAUAUAAAAUUUAAAAAAAAAUUGUGGUAUGCACGCAACAUGACGGAACAAUUUGCUUCCUGCCGGUGACAGAAGCCAAGACUAAAAGUGAAUUUAUGUGAACUAUUGACCGUGACAAAAAAGUGACUUUUUGAGGACACGUAGAAAAAAGACAGAUGUAAAUU
Patiria miniata (bat star) is the source of this 1981-nucleotide messenger RNA. RefSeq names its product 3'(2'),5'-bisphosphate nucleotidase 1-like (gene bpnt1). The record is from RefSeq and is a predicted model, not a curated record. Lineage: Eukaryota; Metazoa; Echinodermata; Asteroidea; Valvatida; Asterinidae. Gene Ontology annotation, molecular function: 3'(2'),5'-bisphosphate nucleotidase activity. Bases 153 to 1103 code for a protein of 316 amino acids. Gene Ontology annotation, biological process: phosphatidylinositol phosphate biosynthetic process. The transcript has 7 exons.